CGGUUGGCUAAGAAGUAAUGAGAGAAGCUCUGGUGAUACUUCCGUCUUCUUCCAUUACUCUCCCGCCCAACUCCUCCCCUACUCCGCCGCCGCACCACCGCCAUUACCGCCGCACCACCGCCAAGCCCAAACGAAACCCCACUCAUUCUCCGUCUCACUUUACUUCAUCCAUCACUACUCCUCAAUCUCCGCUCCUAUCUACAUUGCGAUGGGAUUCCGCUUCAGGUAGCUGUAACGGUCUCAAAUACUAUGCUGAGUUGGCGUCCAAGCUUGCGCAGGACGGGAGGUUCGAUGAUUCGUUGAUGAUCGCGGAGAGUGUUGUGGUUUCCGGAGUGAAUGCGGAGGAAUUUACGGCGUUGCUGAAUGUGAAGCUUGUUUCCGGUGGGAUUGUUCGAUUGCUUGAGGAAAGGAAGGUAGGGAGCGUUGUUGAGCUUCUGAAUGGUGCUCAGCAGCUUGGAAUUGAUCCGUCGAAGCUUCUUGAUAAAGAUGCGCUAAAUGCCCUUUCGCGUGAGUGUAGACGGACUAUGGGAUGUGGUGAAAUCGAGGAAGUUGUGAGCUUGAUGGAAACACUUAAAGGGUGUGGUAUGCCAAUUAAGGAUUUAGUGAAGCCGUCUGAAAUUCUAAGACUUUGUGUCAGCCAAAGAAAGCCAAAUGCAGCAGUAAGGUAUGCACAUAUCUUUCCACAUGUGGACAUUAUGUUCUGUACCAUAAUUCUUGAAUUUGGGAAGAAAGGCGAUUUGGCGUCUGCUCUAACUGUCUUUGAAGCAUCCAAGCAGAACCAGGACACCCCGAAUUUGUAUAUUUACCGCACAACAAUAGAUGUUUGUGGUCUUUGUGGUGACUACUUGAAGUCCAGGUCCAUAUAUGAGGGGUUAAUAGCUAGCAAGUUUACACCAAACAUUUAUGUCUUCAACAGCCUCAUGAAUGUAAAUGCAUGUGACUUGAGUUACACCUUGGACAUAUACAAGCAAAUGCAAAAACUAGGUGUUCCAGCUGACUUGACAUCUUACAAUAUCCUUCUGAAGUCAUGUUGUCUUGCUACAAGAGUUGAUCUGGCCAAAGAAAUUUAUGGGGAGCUAAAGCAUUUAGAAAUGGCAGGAGCAUUGAAAUUGGAUGUCUUCACGUACAGCACUUUAAUUAAGGUAUUUGCAGAUGCAAAAAUGUGGCAGAUGGCACUUGAAAUAAAAAAAGAUAUGCUAUCGGCUGGUGUCACUCCCAACAUUGUCACUUGGUCUUCAUUGAUCAGUGCCUGUGCCAAUGCAGGCCUGGUAGACCAAGCUAUUCAGUUAUUUGAAGAGAUGCUUCAGGCUGGUUGUGAACCUAAUUCACAAUGUUACAACAUUCUUCUUCAUGCGUGUGUUGAAGCCUGCCAAUAUGAUAGGGCCUUUCGGCUAUUCCGUUCCUGGAAGGAAAAUGCACUGCAGAAGGACAAUUGUGAAGAUUUUGGUGGCAAGACGGACAAUACUAUUGAUCUCUCCCCUACACUUGUGGUUUCUGCUAGUAUACCCACCCUCACUUCUGCUUCCUCUCACAGACAUUUCUCUACGAGGGUUCCAUUUAGACCUACUACUUCUACCUAUAAUAUUCUGAUAAAGGCCUGUGGGAGUGAUUACUACCGAGCGAAAGCUUUGAUGGAAGAGAUGAAGGAAGUAGGUCUUUCUCCUAACCAUAUAACCUGGACUAUUUUGAUUGACAUCUGUGGAGGCUCAGGAAAUAUAGAGGGUGCUCUGCAGAUUUUGAGAGCCAUGCGAGAGGCUGGUAUUCAACCUGAUGUGGUAACCUAUACAACAAUUAUCAAGGUUUGCGUGGAAAACAAAGAUUUCAAGAGUGCAUUUUCAUUGUUUGCAGCAAUGAAGAGAUAUCAGAUAAAACCAAAUAUGGUCACAUAUAAUACACUUCUUAGAGCUCGUAGCCGAUAUGGAUCUUUGCAGGAAGUACAACAAUGCUUAGCUAUAUAUCAAGAUAUGCGGAAAGCAGGGUAUAAACCCAAUGAUUACUAUCUCAAGCAAUUAAUUGAGCAAUGGUGUGAAGGCGUAAUCCAGAAUGGCAAUCAGAGGAAAUACAACUUCAGCACUCGUAAUAGAACUGAUUUAGGGCCUGAAAGUAUGAUUCUCGACAAAGUUGCAGAACACUUGCAGAAGGACAGUGCAAAUAGCAUAUCCAUUAAUCUCCGGGGGCUUAGUAAGGUUGAAGCUCGGAUUGUGGUUCUUGCGGUUUUGAGAAUGAUCAGAGAGAAGUACACUGCAGGAGAUUCAAUUAAAGAAGACGUGCAAAUCUUUCUAGGUGUCCAAGAAGUAGGUAUGCGUGCUGUCAGACAAGAAAGUGUAGUUAAGGAAGCAAUAAUAAAGCUUUUGCAACAUGAUUUGGGACUUGAGGUAAUUUCAGCAGCAUCUAGAAUUGGAAAUGACAGAAACCAGGAUGGGAUAAACCAUCCAGACAAGCAUUCAAACAUGGUAGAAAAUACAGAAAAAGUUAUUUUACGAGCAAACGCGCACUCUCCAACUAGGAAACCAGUGGUUUUGCAAAAAAUGAGGAUAACUAAGGAAUCACUGCAAUCCUGGCUAACAAGAAGGUUAGAUGCUUCUGUAGUGCAAUGAUAUACGAAACAUGUUAUGUAUAGAUUUGUAUGAACUCUUUUUUUUUUGUAGAGUUCUUUCAUCCUUAUUCUUUAGCAGCUGAAUAGCAUUGUAUACUCGACGAUACCACACGCUGAAAACUCCACAUUUUACCAUCAAAUGUAAACAAAAGUAACAAAAGAAAAA
Messenger RNA from Solanum verrucosum, 2762 nucleotides. Its product is annotated as pentatricopeptide repeat-containing protein At5g02830, chloroplastic. Gene Ontology annotation, molecular function: protein binding. The transcript has 13 exons. The coding region runs from base 18 to 2597 and encodes 859 amino acids. The record is from RefSeq and is a predicted model, not a curated record. NCBI's taxonomy places the organism in Eukaryota, Viridiplantae, Streptophyta, Magnoliopsida, Solanales, Solanaceae.